Aureobasidium melanogenum CBS 110374 is the source of this 1089-nucleotide messenger RNA. RefSeq lists its product as uncharacterized. Lineage: Eukaryota; Fungi; Ascomycota; Dothideomycetes; Dothideales; Saccotheciaceae. The coding region runs from base 1 to 1089 and encodes 362 amino acids. The record is from RefSeq and is a predicted model, not a curated record. The transcript is spliced from 4 exons.
AUGCCAGAUUCUUCGGUUGGCCAGGUUAUCUCAUGGUACAUUUGCACCAUCAUACCAUGCUUUUUCCUGUUUCUGCGCUUGUUUAGCAAAUGGCAGCGCUUCGGUCGGCUGACCCUGGAUGACUACUUCCUUAUCCUCGCGGCAGCAUGCCUGAUCGGUGACUGUGCGAUACAGCAGCAUAUGUGGAAUCUAGGCAUGGCAGACAUGGCGAACGCAAGCCAAGAAGACUUCAUCGGCAUCAUGAAGAUGAUUGUCCCUGGUUCAGUCCUUUACAUUUGUUCCCUUUGGUCCAUCAAAGUCGCCCUCGUCAUCUUUUACAAGAAACUCGCCGCGCCGGGCUCAAGGAUGCAGAUUGCAUACAACGUUGCGCUGGGCGGCCUGGCCGUCACAUUCCUCACGAUUUUCUUCGAUAAUAUCUUCCAAUGCUAUCCAUACGACAAAAGAUGGUCCCACGAUCCGAACUACCAAUGCAGUGCAAAGGCUUCAAGGAUCAAUUACUGGAUCACCAUCUUUUUCAACAUUUUUUCUGACGUUACCAUCAUUUGUCUUCCCAUCACUAUGGUCAUGAAGCUUCAAAUGAAGCUCAAGCAAAGAUUAGCCGUUGCUUUCAUCUUCGCUCUGGGUGGCUUUGUCUUGAUCGCCAGCAUUGUCCGAGCCGUAUACUCCUGGCAAAACGAGACGAUGUUGACUUGUACCGUAUCCAUGGUCGAAAAUGGCGUCGCGAUCAUCGGCGCCUGUCUACCAGCUCUUCGCGCCGUCUUCCUGAGCCAACCUUCUACGAAAGGCAACAGCAGCUACGCAAAGCACUACGAACUUUCGUCGAACCAACGAAAGAACACCCAGGGCCGAAGCACAAAUUUCACAUCUUCUGUAAGCAGAGGAGGCAGAAGUCACUCUGUCGACUCGGACGAAGAGCUCGUGAGAAACAUGCAAGCGCAUGGUCAGGCACAACCAUACGUUUCUGCGCAAUCAAGUCUAUCGGACGACAAGACAGAUGGCAUCAUGGUUGCUACAACGGUUGAUAUCGACCAUAAGGAUCAGGAGAGCGUGAACUCAGUUCACGACCCCUUUGCAGCUAGUCGCGUCUAG